GGAGGUGUGGGUUUGCCACGUCGGUCUCCGUGUAGCGUAUUGACACUGUUGCUCCUCCAGCCCGGGGGCUAACUUUUGAAGCCGUUUUAUGCUCUCAGCUCUGGACUCCGUCACCCCCAGCGUCGCCAGGCUCGUCGUAGCCGUUCCCCACAGCAGUGCAGUCGAGGAAAGCGAAGCUGUGAGGCGGAGAAAUGCUCAGCGCCGCGCGGACUCGUCUGCUCACAACUGACUGAUGCAUCCUCGUCCAGGUCGCUCCUCCGUCUGUUAUCGACGUUGUUGGCCUGUCUGUACAUGGUGGCUCUUUGAGGAGAAGCGGAGGAGUCGCAGCGGCUGUUGGUUGGUGGGCGGUGUCUCUGGUUGCCACGGUAACUGGCGACCAUGCCAGGAGGUCGCAGGGGCCCCAGCAGACAGCAGCUAAGUCGCUCUGCCCUGCCUUCCCUGCAGACUCUGGUUGGAGGCAACCUCGGCAAUGGUACAGGUAUCAGGAACAGGAGCAGUAACUCGGUGGGUCUGUCUGCUCCGCCUCUCUCGGCCCUCAUUACCCCAGAGCCGGUCCGACACUCAAAGAUCCCAGAGCUGCCUUUGGACAGCAGCCUGCUCUUUGAGUUCCUGCUCUUCCUCUAUUUGCUGGUGGCCUUGUUUGUCCAGUACAUCAACAUCUACAGGACGGUGUGGUGGUAUCCAUACAGCCACCCUGCUGCCUCUACCUCGCUUAACUUCCAUUUAAUGGACUACCACCUGGCUAUCUUCAUCACAGUGAUGCUGGCCAGGAGGCUUGUUUGGACUAUAGUUUCAGAGGUGUCUCAGAGCAGCAGCAGAUCACUGCUCCGCUACGUGUGUCUUAUCGCGGCCCGGCUCUGCCUGUUGACCAUGUGCGGCUGGGUGCUCUGCUGGACGCUGGUCAACCUCUGCAAGAAUCACUCUGUGCUCAACCUCCUCUUCCUGGGAUACCCAUUCGGCGUGUACGUCCCACUCUGCUGUUUCCAUCAGGACGGAGGGAAAAGUCAGACGGCCUCGGCCGACUGCGAUUACCCGUCUGACCACCAACAGACUGAGCUAGCAGAGGCUCCAUUCUUCCGCCCACGUGACUUCCUCUUCCUGCUGCGGGAAAACCUGAGAGAGCAAUUUUCCAGCCCGCCACACAUGCCCACUCACACCUGCCCGCCGCACACACACUCACACACACCGGAGGUGAUUCGAGCCGAGGUGGAGGAGCUGAAGAGCGACUUCAACCGUCGAAUAAAAGAAGUGCUCUUCAACUCACUGUUCAGUGCUUACUAUGUAGCUUUCCUCCCUCUGUGCUUUGUCAAGAGCACCCAGUACUACGACAUGCGUUGGUCAUGUGAGCAUCUGAUCAUGGUGUGGAUCAACGCGUUUGUGAUGCUCAUGAGUCAGCUGUUGCCCCCCGGCUACUGCGACCUGCUGCAUCGCUCGGCAGCUCAUCUGGGCCGCUGGCAGAAACUGGAGCACGGCUCGUACAGCAACGCUCCGCAGCAUGUGUGGUCAGAAAGCACUAUUUGGCCUCAGGGGGUUUUGGUACGACACAGUCGCUGUCUAUAUAAGGCAGUUGGACCCUAUAAUGUUGCUCUACCCUCUGAUGUUUCCCACGCAAGGUUUUAUUUUCUGUUUCACAAGCCCUUGCGGAUCUUGAACCUGCUGAUCUGGAUUGAGUCCAGUGUGGUUUUGUACCAGUUAUACUCUCUGCUGCGCUCUGAGCGCUGGAACCACACGUUGUCUCUGGGCCUUAUUCUCUUCUGCAACUACUAUGUCCUUUUCAAACUGCUGCGAGAUCGCAUCGUGCUGGGCAAAGCCUACUCCUACCCCGUGUCCGCCACCAGUCUGGGCCUCAAAUCACCGUGACGGAAUCCCAAAGAGCCGAGACCUCAUCGACGAACUCUGGAUUUGAAGGCGAAACAGGUCGAGGUCUUGUAAAGUGGACGACUGGAGGAUUGUUAAGCGCUCACGCUUGGAAGUUAAGGGACAGACUGUGAAGUCAUACCUGUUUUGAUACGGUUCUAUUUUUAAUGCAAUGUUUAUAUAUACCUAUUUAAAAGAAUAUUUUUAUUUUGUAUACUAUUUCGAGUUACGCCGGGCAUUACCACACUGACGACAUCAGCAUGUUGUGUUACGUUGUUGCUAAGUGACAGGGAAGUCGGGGGUGGGGGGAGGGGCGGGGGCAAUGCCAGGUGACUUUCGCCAAAGAUAUUUUAAGUGCAGGUGGCCAACGACAGAGCGACUUGAGCCGCGACGGUCGGCUAAACCAGAUGCGAGGUUCAGAGCAGUGGAUGGAGUCGUUCCUAAGAAUCCUGAUUGGCUUUCGUUCUGUUUUGACCGUGAGGCUCCCAAAUGUGAGAUUUGGAGACGUCAUUUGUUUUGCUUAGCGGGAUGAUUGGAUUAUUUCAGUAUUGCUGCAGCUGUUAUUGCGGAUCCCUCCUUUUUUGUUCUUCAAUCAGUUUAUAAAGCGUUCUUAUCUGCUUCCAGGCAGGGAGUGUAAAAAUGAAACGAGCUAAAUUGAUAAGCGAGGAAACGGGUAGCCGGGCUCCGUCGAGCUGUUAUAAAGUCAACCUGUCAGCAGCUCACUAAUUAACCCGUUUUAUCUCCUUUGUUUAACUUGAACAGAAGCCAAAUUCAACAUGUUACAGGGUUUUAUCUUUGCGUCAGGCCACUCUUGACCAGACGACAUCAAAUCCUUCUCAUUCUUACAUCUUGGUUUCUGUUGAAAUUAAACAAAACAAAACAAAAAUGUAUAUCUUUGUAUAAAAGGUGUAAGCUGGCUGAUUGUAUUUGUCAGUUAACCUGUUUACAGUUUGCAGAAUGAGUUCUUAAAUCAGAGCCUCUCUUUGGGUUUAUAUGUCAAAUAAAAGUUUUUUGUUAAACAUCUUAGGUCCGUCUGUCCACUGCCGAAGCCAAGACUGCUGCCUUCAUUUACCAUUCUUACCUUCUCAUUAUCAGUAUCUACUGGGACAGAUCCAGCACCAGGCUUUUCAGAAGUCCUAUUUGGUCAUUUUGAAAGUCAAAAGGUCUCAGUGAUGCCCCACGUGGAUUCAUUUGUGUCUUAAAAGCCAUGCAGACACUUUUAUUUUAAGUUUCGGUUCCUGAAUUCUCGAAAACCAUAGUUGCUGUGAGGACCAUAAUCGCGCCUGGUUCAUCUCUGUUGACAGGAUGCAGAUAACCGAAUGAAUGUGGCCAAUAAAGUUUUCUGUUUGCCCGGAUCCAGCCUUUUUUUUUUUUUUUCUACCCUCACUGUCAUCACGUCUUUUGUGGAUUCAACAGCACGGGAUGUUGAACCUCUUUUGUGUGAAUUCAAAAUCAAAGGGUGAUGACGGCUGCCAGAGUCACCUCAAUACCAGUUCAUGUAUUUUCAGUUACCAGAGUGGUGUUACAAACACGUAGCCUUGCUUUUUUGUUGCCUUUCUCUUAAGUCACUCUCGUGAUCUUCCCUUUGCUCUCCAGUGGGUUCUUUACGUAAUAUUCCCACUCCUCCACUGACUCUAGACUCUAAUGUUUAGCUUCAGAGAGGAUGGGGCCCAUUAGCUGUGUAUUAUUCAGAUAAAAAUCAAAAAAAAUUUUAAUUGGGGAUGGAAAAAAAAAAUUAAGUUUUCGGUUGAGUGCAAUUGAGAUGAAGAAAGCUACGUAUGUCACGACACAAAGAAGUGUGGAGAAUAUUUGAGCUCUAAUGUCGUGCAUGUGCCCGUUGCUCUGCUUCGUCUCCAAGCUCAGCCUCCUGGUGCUAAUGCUCUGUUUGCAAUCAGCUUCCACUGAAAUGGUGCUGUCAACUUGGAAUUUACAUCUCUUUUUUGUUUUGUUUUUUGUCUUCAAUUGGGCAGCAUUACUUGUGAAAAUCACUUGUGUAUGGGUGUAUCCUCCGGUAUUACUUUUUACUUAAAUUCUUCGUCUUAAAUAAUUUCCAUUCGUUCCAUCUGCUUUGUUUGGUUUGCCUUGAACCCUGAAGAUGACCGUGAGAUGUCUGUGACGGUUACUUGAACAUCCUCUGGCCCAAAUUAAAUUGAGAAAAGUGUA
Solea solea (common sole) is the source of this 4020-nucleotide messenger RNA. It is a transcript of the gene tmem39a, whose product is annotated as transmembrane protein 39A. Gene Ontology annotation, cellular component: endoplasmic reticulum membrane. The coding region runs from base 379 to 1860 and encodes 493 amino acids. NCBI's taxonomy places the organism in Eukaryota, Metazoa, Chordata, Actinopteri, Pleuronectiformes, Soleidae. Gene Ontology annotation, biological process: negative regulation of autophagosome maturation; negative regulation of autophagosome assembly. The transcript has 9 exons. The record is from RefSeq and is a predicted model, not a curated record.